Molecule: messenger RNA, 2728 nt
Organism: Boleophthalmus pectinirostris (great blue-spotted mudskipper)
Lineage: Eukaryota; Metazoa; Chordata; Actinopteri; Gobiiformes; Gobiidae
Gene: trpc6b
Product: transient receptor potential cation channel, subfamily C, member 6b
Exons: 11
Coding region: 1-2457 (818 amino acids)
Biological process (GO): calcium ion transmembrane transport; regulation of cytosolic calcium ion concentration; manganese ion transport
Cellular component (GO): membrane; cation channel complex
Molecular function (GO): protein binding; inositol 1,4,5 trisphosphate binding; store-operated calcium channel activity
Source: RefSeq, a predicted model, not a curated record
AUGAUGCAGCACACCAUGGCCAAGCAGCGGAGAAACGUCGUUCGGGUAACUGGACAUCUUUUCCACGCCCAGUCUUCCAAUCAUCUUUCAGUAACAGAGGAGCUUUUUCUGAAUGCUGCCGAAUAUGGAAACAUUCCUGAAGUUAAGCGAAUACUCUUGGAAAUACCAUGCUUCAAUUUCAACUGUGUGAACUACAUGGGCCAGAAUGCAUUGCAGCUGGCAGUGACCAAUGAGCAUUUAGAGGUAACAAAACUACUACUAAAGAAGAAAAAUCUGUCAAGAAUUGGUGAUGCACUGUUGUUAGCAAUAAGUAAAGGGUAUAUUCAUAUUGUGGAGCAAAUAUUAAAUCACCAGGCAUUUGCAGAUGGACAUAUGCUGACCCACAGUCCAAGCCAGGCAGAUCUACACGGAGACUUCUAUGCCUAUGAUGAAGACGGCACACGGUUUUCCCAUGACAUCACUCCUAUUAUUCUGGCCUCCCAGUGCCAUGAAUAUGAAAUAGUGCAUAUACUUCUUAUGAAAGGAGCUCGGAUUGACCGCCCCCAUGACUAUUUCUGCCAGUGCAUGAUUUGCAACGAGCGGCAAAAGCAUGAUUCUUUCAGCCAUUCCCAAUCACGUAUUAAUGCUUACAGAGGUCUAGCCAGCCCUGCCUAUCUGUCACUGUCAAACGAGGAUCCUGUCAUGGCUGCUCUAGAGCUUAGUAAUGAGCUAGCUGUUCUCGCCAACAUUGAGAAAGAAUUUAAGAAUGACUACAAGAAGUUGUCCAUGCAGUGUAAGGACUUUGUAGUUGGACUUCUAGACUUGUGUAGGAGUACUGAAGAGGUGGAGGCCAUCUUGAAUGGGGAUGCUGAGUCAUGUUUAACUUCAGGUCGUCAUAAUCUUAUCCGCUUAAAACUGGCAAUUAAGUAUGAAGUCAAAAAGUUUGUGGCACACCCAAAUUGCCAACAGCAACUCCAUUUAAUUUGGUAUGAGAACUUGUCUGGUCUUCGGCAACAAACAACUGGCAUUAAGUUGCUGCUUGUUUUUGGUGUGGCUUUGGGACUACCCAUCUUGGCCUUACUGUACCGGUUAGCUCCAUCCAGCAAGUUGGGAAAACUCAUGUGUGGACCGUUUUUGAAGUUUGUGGCCCACGCUGCAUCUUUCAUAAUCUUCCUGUGCUUGCUGGUCCUGAACGCAGCAGACCGAUUUGAGGGCACAUCACUGUUACCUAACAUGACUUUACAUGAUUAUCCCUCACAGCUAUUCCGCAUGAAGACCACCCCUUUCACCUGGAUGGAGAUACUAAUCAUUUCCUGGGUCAUAGGUAAAAUCUGGGAGGAGUGCAGAGACAUCUGGUCACAAGAUAUUCGUGAUUAUGUGUCAGAACCCUGGAACCUUCUUGAUUUCAGCAUUUUGACCAUUUUUAUGACUUCCUUCAUGGCCAGACUCAUGGCGUUUUGGCAUGCCUAUGCAGCUCAGUGCUAUGUGGACAUGCACUACACUGACUUAUCUAAUGCAACUUUACCUCUUGAGAUCCAGUAUUUCCAACUUGCUCGGACCCACUGGAUGCCUUCAGACCCACAGCUAAUCUCUGAAGGACUCUAUGCAAUCGCAGUUGUGCUUAGUUUCUCUAGAAUUGCAUACAUCCUGCCUGCCAAUGAGAGCUUUGGGCCUUUGCAGAUCUCCCUGGGGAGGACAGUGAAAGAUAUUUUUAAAUUUAUGGUCAUUUUCAUAACAGUCUUUGUGGCAUUUAUGGUGGGAAUGUUCAAUCUGUACUCAUAUUACAUUGGAGCUAAGCACAACAAUGCCUUUACAACACUUGAAGAGAGUUUUAAGACAUUAUUUUGGGCCAUCUUUGGCUUGUCUGAAGUGAAGUCAGUGGUUGUAAAUAUAGACCACAAAUUCAUUGAAAACACCGGUUAUGUCCUGUAUGGCGUGUACAAUGUCAUUAUGGUCAUUGUCCUGCUGAAUAUGCUGAUUGCCAUGUUCAACAGCUCCUUUCAGGAAAUUCAGGAUGAUGCUGAUGUAGAGUGGAAGUUUGCACGCGCUAAGCUGUGGUUCUCCUAUUUCGAGCAUGGGGGGACUUUGCCUGUGCCCUUCAACCUUAUUCCUAGUCCCAUGUCCUUGGCUUCCCUCUGGUCAAGGCUAAGGAAAGUGAUGUGGGAUGAGUCUCCAGGCAAAAGCAAAGCAAAUUCCACCUCUGAUACAGAAUUAGAAAAGCUGAGGAGACAACAUGUUCCCACAGUGGAGCCACUCUAUUCUACCCAUCAUCAAAGAAUAAUGAAUCGCUUGAUCAAAAGAUACAUUUUAAAAGCACAAAGAGACAAAAGCAAUGCAGAUGUGAAUGAAGGAGCAUUAAAGGAAAUCAAACAGGACAUCUCUGGUCUGAAGUUUGAGCUGCUGGAGCACUCGAAACAUGAUAUGAACAACAUGCAACAACUCAUCCAACACUUAGAAGAGGCUGGUCUUAUUCACUAAAGUAUGCAAACUGGUUUAAGAGUUAUGUUUGUUUAUUAGUGAGAUCUAUUUAGACACUUGAGGUAGUCAACCUAUUGUUGUGGUUACCUGUUACCCCACAAUGUUGUUAAGCCUAUGGUAAAAGCAAAUCAGUUUUUCAUUAGCUGUGUUGCCUGGGUCUGCACAAUCAACCAUAUGGUGGUGCUAAUGAACCCUGUUUUUAUAACUACAGUCUGGUUCAUAUUCAGUAGUAAUUUCUUGGAAAUACAGCCCUCUGCCAGCUGGUGCCAAC